Messenger RNA from Nymphaea colorata (pocket water lily), 940 nucleotides. RefSeq names its product NAC domain-containing protein 72-like. The transcript is spliced from 3 exons. NCBI's taxonomy places the organism in Eukaryota, Viridiplantae, Streptophyta, Magnoliopsida, Nymphaeales, Nymphaeaceae. Gene Ontology annotation, molecular function: DNA binding. Gene Ontology annotation, biological process: regulation of DNA-templated transcription. The coding region runs from base 68 to 940 and encodes 290 amino acids. The record is from RefSeq and is a predicted model, not a curated record.
AACCGCUCUCUCUUUCUAGAUCUCUCUCUCACGAUCACAAUAAGCACAUACACACACGCACAUAACCAUGGAAGGUGUAGCAGAGCAGAUGUAUCUGCCGCCGGGGUUCAGGUUUCACCCGUCUGAUGAGGAGCUGCUUCUCCAUUAUCUCCUCCCCAAGACUCUGGGCAUGGCUUUUUCCGACAACGUAAUUGCAGACAUCAACCUCUAUAAAUAUGACCCAUGGGUCCUACCUGGGAAGGCUUUGUUAAUUGAUUCCGAGAAUGAAUGGCAUUUCUUUACCCAAAGAGACCGCAAGUACCCAAAUGGCUCACGGCCAAACAGAGGCGCUGGCUCUGGCUUUUGGAAGGCCACCGGCACUGACAAGACGAUAACAUCAGGUGGCCGCAAAGUUGGUGUAAAAAAGUCGCUAGUCUUCUACAUUGGAAAGCCACCCAAUGGUUCCAAGACCAAUUGGAUUAUGCAUGAGUACAGGGUGCUUCUUGACGGUGAAAAUAGCAGCUUCCCCAAAAACAAGGAACCGAUCAUAAUGGAUAAUUGGUUCUUAUGCCGAAUUUACAAGAAGAAUCAGAACUCCCUCAGAAGACCAACAAGGCCACACUCGGAGGAAGAUGUUGAAGCUACCCCUUCCUUCAAUGGGUGCAUGUCUUCAUCCAUUCUAUGCGCUGAUCAUCAGCUUGCCGGGGGCUCACUGUUCGAGAGAGACACCUCUUACCAGCGGCAGGAAUUCCCCGACACCUCGGCCUUUGAUCUUUCAGACAUUGUCUGCCGGGAAAUGCCAACAUAUUUGCCAAACAGCAGCUUAAUUAGUACGACUGAUGAUGGAGGUGAAAAAAUGAACACAACAGUAGAAGCAGCAACGACAAUUAUACACCCGGUCUUGAGCUCCCUGGUGCAAGCUCAGUGGGCUCGUUUCCAUAAACACAAAUCAAGACAAUGA